Molecule: messenger RNA, 1635 nt
Organism: Aphanomyces astaci
Lineage: Eukaryota; Oomycota; Saprolegniomycetes; Saprolegniales; Verrucalvaceae
Exons: 3
Coding region: 45-1511 (488 amino acids)
Source: RefSeq, a predicted model, not a curated record
CGGAAUCGUUCACUGCAAAAACACACAGCUCACGCUCACUUGCGAUGGUGCUUUGUCGAGCUCUUUGCGCUGCUGCUGCUGCAGUCACGACCAUUAGCGCUACUGCUACAGGCAGCUACGCUCCUCCGGAUCAUGCCAACUUCACGAUUCCUUCUUACGACUUGAGUUCUCCACAUGAUCAUGCUGGCCUAGUUCAAUCGCUACAAACGCAUGGGAUCGUGGCGCUCCGAAGCGUUCCAGCCUUUGCCGAGUCCCGCGCCGCGUACGUCCAAGCUGCGUAUACUUGCAUGCGAGAUCACCCGACUCUUGAAGCCUUGCUGCAUAAACAGCUCCAAGACGGCACAGAACGCACCACGAUCAGCACCCAUGCGGACGGCUCGGUGGGCGGGUACUCCGCCGUGUUGGAUGUCCACUGUCCCCAGCUGAGUUUGACCCACAAGUCGUACGGGGACGUGCUUCAUUCUGCGUCCCUCCAACUCGCGCGUGUGCUUUCGGAGACUGUGGAGUCGCCGCCGUCUUCGUUGCUCGACGCCGUCGUGCGCGGCGCGCACUUGGACCAUGUCCACCGAUACACGUCCCCGUCCUCGAAGUCGUCGUUUCCGGCCACAGCCGCUGCAUCGUCGGUGAUGUCGUUGGACUUUCACACGGACAAUGGACUGUUCCUGCUCACGUCUGCUCCGUUCUACUUUCACUCCACGGACGGCCACGCUGUCGCCGAUGCACCAUCGGGUCUGGUUCUACAAUUGUCGUUGGACGGUGUACCCACGCAAGUUCGGCCUCGGCUCGUCCACGACGAGCUCGUGGUGAUGGUUGGGGAAGGCUACACUCGAUGGGGGUCGUAUGGCCACUCGUUUCCUGCAGUGUUGCACGCCAUGCAAAUGCCGCUAGCCGCCACCGCCGUCCGCAUGUUUGCCGGCCGCAUGCUGUUGUUGCCCAAAGAUGCCACACUGGCCCAUACCAACCUCACGUUUCAAGCGUACGCCGAGGCAUCGACAAGAUUUGCCUUGAACGAACCCGCCACCGAUCACGACAGGACGAUCUUGGCCACGCUGGGGUGCCCCGUCGGUCGAAGUUUACUCGCGUCCGACUUGAGCUGCGCCUUGGGCAUUUGGACGCCUUCCAACCAAAGCGACCCGUCCACCACCAAAGCCCAAUGUAUGGCGCAUUGCAAUGCCCCCAACAUGAAGAAAGACGUGGAGAUGUGCCAGUCGCUCAAGUGUAUCCGGACGAGCGAAAUCCCCGACGGCGGCACCGAGUGUUGGAUGCUGUGUGUCCAACACUUGGACCAGUGUGCGGUGGCUGACCAAGUGUGCGUUGACCAAACCCUCGUCUGUCCCGCUGCCACGUCACCACACCAGCAGCAGUCGUGGGGAUGGCCUGUCAUUGCGGCGGCGGCGGCAGCUGUUGUCGUCCUCGCACUCGUGGUGUGGAGUUUGCGCAAGCGACGCCACGCGACGGAGGAGAAGGUGCCAUUGCUGUUGGCCUCGCAAGGAAUGAAUGUGACGCAUUGAUAAGGGACGAACGACAAGGAUGCAGGGAUGAAAGGCGAGUUGGAACGGUUCGGAGUAACUGAUGUCGAAAUAGUUGUAAUAACGGUUCUGAAGUAACGUCAAAGUCAGUUCACGACACGUUGCA